CUGCCCACCUGCCCCUGCUGCCUCUCCUGCCCCUGACCGCCUGCCCCUCCUGCCAUUCCUGCCCCCCUGCCCCUGACCGCCUGUCCGGGCCCCCCUGCCCACCUGCACCUCCUGUCCCUCCUGCCCCUUCCCACCGGCUCCUCCUGCCCAUCUGCCCCUCCGGCCCCUGCCCCCCCUGCCCGGCCCCGCCUCCCCCACGGGCGCCGCCCCAGCCUGAGCCCCGUCAGUCCGUCCGUCGGUCCGGCUGCUCUGGACGCCCCGCGGACACACAUGGCGGAGGCGGAGGCGGAGGCGGAGGCGGGGCCGCGGCUGGAGCGGCGCCAAGUUCUGCCCUGGGACUCGGACUCGGACUCGGACGCGGACGCCGGCCCCCAGCCCCCGGCCCGCGCCCCCCGCCCGCCCGCGGCCCGGCCCUUCCGCCUGCGCGGCGCCAGCCUCACCUUCUCCCGGCGCAGCCGCCGCAUCUUCGACGGCCUGGAGGGGGCGGCGCGGCGGACCCCGGGCACGACCGACCCCGGCCCCGGCCCCCGGGCGCCCCCCGUCCCCGACUACGUGGCCCACCCCGAGCGCUGGACCCGGUACAGCCUGGACGCCUCGGCCCGGGCCCGGGAGCCGCCCCCGCCCGCCGCCCCGGCCCAGGACACCGCGGGCGCGGGCCGGGUGCGGUUCCGGCCGGGCGCGGGGCCGCGGAGGAAGCCGGGCGGGGGGCGGGCGGGCGGGGCGGCUGUGCGGCUGCCCCACCUGUCUGGCCCCGAACCCGAGGAGGCGGGCGCGCAGGGCAGCGAGGGCAGCGAGGCCGCCGGGACCACCGGGACCGCCGAGACCGUCGAGACCACCGGGGCCGCCCAGACCACCGGGACCGUCCAGACCACCGGGACCGUCCAGACCACCGGGGCCGCCCAGACCACCGGGACCGCCGGGGCCGUCCAGACUACCGGGGCCGCCCAGACCACCGGGACCGCCGGGACCGUCCAGACCACCGGGGCCGCCCAGACCACCGGGACCGCCGGGGCCGUCCAGACUACCGGGGCCGCCCAGACCACCGGGACCGCCGGGACCGUCCAGACCACCGGGGCCGCCCAGACCACCGGGACUGGCGGCUCCCACUUCCGCGGCGGCAGGAAGCGCAGCAGGGAGCACCUGCGACACCAGAGCGACGCGGGGGACUGAGGCCGCGGGCGGGGGGCAGUAAAGGCCUGUGGACCCUGCGUGUGCGUU
Molecule: messenger RNA, 1218 nt
Organism: Erinaceus europaeus (western European hedgehog)
Lineage: Eukaryota; Metazoa; Chordata; Mammalia; Eulipotyphla; Erinaceidae
Gene: TSSC4
Product: tumor suppressing subtransferable candidate 4
Exons: 1
Coding region: 271-1170 (299 amino acids)
Source: RefSeq, a predicted model, not a curated record